AUGGGGAUAUUUAAUGAACAAUCUCUUGAUCAUCCCUUUGCUAAGGGAAUACAAGGUGCACCAGGAGUUGGAUUUAAUCUCACUUCAAGUGGGGAUUAUGAUAUGAUAAAUAAAAAACUAAGAAAUGUUGGUGCGCCUAGUGCUAAUACUGAUGCUGCUACAAAAAAGUAUGUUGAUGAUAAUUCCACUGGAACUCCCUCAACAUCACGACUAAGAGUUGAUUCAAACAUUGAUAUGAAGGAUCAGUACCGUAUUCUAAACCUCAAACAUCCAGUUGACGCAGAUGAACCAGCCACAAAACAAUACUCAGACAGUCGUUUUCUUGACAGAAAUGGUUCACGAACAAUGAUUGGCGAUCUAAGCAUGAAUAAUAAUAAAAUAAUUAAACUUGGCGCUCCAACAGCUAAUGAUGACGCAGCAAACAAAAAGUAUGUUGAUGAUAAUUCCACUGGAACUUCCUCAAGACUAACAGUUGAUUCAAACAUUGAUAUGAAGGACCGCUACCGAAUUACAAAUCUUGUCGCACCACAGGAUUCUAAAGAUCCAGCAACAAAAUAUUACGUAGACAACACAUUCCUUGACACAGAUGGAUCUUACCCAAUGAAAGGAAAUCUUAAUAUGGCCAACAAUCGAAUAUUAAAUCUUCCUAAUCCAACAGGUUCCAAUCAACCAACACCAUUAGCUUUCACAGAUUUAAAGUAUCUCCAUGUUGCUGGUACAAAUAAAAUGACUAAUAAUCUAAACAUGGAUAAUAAAAAAAUAAUUAACCUUAGACCACCAACAGACUCCACAGACGGUGCAACCAAAAAGUAUGUGGAUGACUCUAAAGUUGAUGGAAGUGUCUUUUUAAAAAUAGAUGGAACAAGAGUAAUGACUGGGGUUUUAGAUAUGGAGUUUAAUAGAAUACAAAAUGUAGGCGAUCCUUUAGGUCUUAGUGAUGCAGUGCCAUUGUAUUAUGCUGCAACAAAAUAUCUUAAUCUUGAUGGAACAUUUAAUAAAAUGACUGGAAAUAUAAACAUGAACAACAAUAAAAUAUUAAAUCUAUCAACUCCAACAUCAAAUACAGAUGCUGCAACAAAAAAAUAUGUUGAUGAUAAUAGUGGAAGUCCAGAUUUAAGUGAUUACUUGGAAAAAGAUGGUAGCGUCGCUAUGACUGGUAAUCUUAAUGUUGGUAAUAAUAAAAUAGUUAACCUCAGUGACCCCACCACAGAUCAAGAAGCUGCUAAUCGCGGAUGGGUUCGUAAACAAAUAGAAAGGUUUGAUCAUCAUUCUGGAGAUGGAACAAGUGGUGUAUUUACUAUAACAGAUCCAGCUGCGGCAACGACUUUGUAUCUACAGUUUGUCUCAGGUUCAUCAUCUGAUGAUUUUGUUUUUACAACAUCAGCACCUGGUCAACCUCUUGUAGGGUGGGCACCAAAUGCUAACACAUACAUUAACAAAAUAGAAUUUCAAUUUGGUUCGCGGAACGUAAAUGUUGACUUUCUGUGGUUUAUUCCCAGAGAUAGCUCUCAUUCCAAUUCUAACUUUUGGGUGAGUGGAAAUCGCACUGGCACUUGGUCAUUAAUUAUUCAGAAGUCUUGGAGUUAUGAUAUGUCUGGAGUAAAACUAAGAACUCAUAACAAUUCAAAUCACUUAGCUAUCACUUGUCGGUUAUUCACUGAUUUACCAAAAGCGAUAACCAAACCACUUAAGAGAAUAGAAAUCAACACACCUAAAAUUGUAAUAAGUGGGGUUGUAAAAGCCGAUGUCAACCUUGGUGAUAAUAAAAUAAAGAAUCUGGGUGUACCAACCCAAGACAAUGAAGCAACAACCAAAGGUUAUGUUGACAAUCUAGUUCAUCUUACUGCAGUUCAGCCAAGUCAUUAUAAAGAUGAGUUUGCUUAUCUCAUGUCAAGUGGAGCUCAAUGGACUGAUGAAAUGGAUGGAGGAGUUAGUUUACUUAUAAAAAGUAUAGGAGAUUUACCACCAAACAAAGGAAACUUUCACAACUAUAACCACAAAGUUAUUUACAUGAGUAUAAUAAAAAAUUCUCAAGGUAAAUAUAUUUAUAAGAUGGGAAUUAAUUUUUACAGACUAACUGCAAAUACUGAUUACACGUUGUGUUUGGAAAUACUCAACACUGAUUAUAAUCUUUGGAAUAAUACUCAAAUAAGUGUUGACAAAGGAACUUCAAAAGGAUUAUCAAUUGGAAAUGUAAUUGUAAAAAAACUAUCCCAUAGGUAUACUGAUGCAGCAGGGAAAACACAAACUAUGUACUACCACAGAAUAAUAGUUAAUUUCAGAAAGUUGUCAUCUGGGAAUAAGUUCUUUCUUCACAUUUUGGUUGAUAUUCUUCGUGGUGGAUAUAUCCUGUCUGCGUAUCCGUUAUUUUUUCAAGGAGUUUACAUCAUUGCUUAUGGUAUUAUGGGUACAUUUAGUAAUAUCGAUCCAGAUAAAGUUUACGAUUAUCACACCGCAUUUGACAUCAAACCAACAGAAGUUAAGUAUAAUGUUGAUAUUAAUGCAAAUCAAAAAGCAAUUAAAAAUAUCAAACUUGACCGAAACAAUGAUAAUAGUGCUGCAACAGUUGCACUUGUAAAAGAACUAGCUCCUCACACUAAAAAUUCUUUGUAUAGAUUAUACUUUAGUGAAUUUUAUGACUUUACUGAUGCGGAUACUUACGGAAUAAAUAUAGGCUCAUUUGGAGUUAUGAUUAAUUCUUUGAAACCUAAUAUUACACUACCUCAUAAUAAAGACCUAAGUGAAAUAACAGAAAAAGGAUUACAUAUUAAUGGUUAUAAUAUUACUUUUUCUCCUUUACAUUCUUCGAAAUAUACUUUAUGUAUUGUUUUUAGUCAUUGGAGAAAUAGGAGUUUUACCCUAACUAAAUAUUUAUCAACAAACAAUAAUAUUUUAGUAAAAUUGGAUUAUAAUAAAUCAAACAAUAAAGUAACUUUAACUGUCAACAAAACAACUCAAAAUUUUACAAUACUAAGUAGUUUUAACGGAAAAUUUAUUGUUUUAUGGCUAACAGAAAAUCUUAAUGCAAAUGUCACAAAAGCUUCAAUAAGUAACUACAGCUCAACAUUAACUAUACCAGCUGUUAAUUACAAUGCUAAUCAACGUUGGAAGUUUACAACUGAAGAUGGAGUGUUAAAUAAAUUAAUGUACUCUCCAAACUUUUACGACACUGACUCUGAGCAAUUUCACAAAGUAAUGCUUCAAGAAAAGUUAAAUGGAAGUUAUGUAAUGUAA
This is a messenger RNA of Porites evermanni, 3234 nucleotides long. Lineage: Eukaryota; Metazoa; Cnidaria; Anthozoa; Scleractinia; Poritidae. The record is from the annotation of a GenBank genome assembly.